GCUCGGCCAGUCGUACUCGGUGCGUCGUUACGUGUGGACGUACGCCGCGAAUGUAUUUAUCAAGUACGCGAGCUUUCGAAUUUAAGUGAAUUCAUAGUGUCAUGUGCUUAAAACAAUAAGUUUUAAAACCAUCUGGAUUGUGUCCAUCGGCAUUUCAUUCAAGGAACACGCGACUUCACUGGUUUGAGUUCAACUUAGCGUCAUAAUUAAGUUACGGUGCGUCGGCGAUUCAAACAAAAAGAUUACAACAAGGUCCCAUAAACAAAGUAUUUGAUGAAAGCUAAAAUGGACUACGUUAGACGAAGGAAUGGCCAGAGAUGAAUUUGAGAACUAGGAAGAAACUUUUAUUAGCAAAAAUAUAGCCUUAGUUUAGUUUUAAAAGCCAAAGUCAUGUAAAGUAUAUUAAGCCCUGAACUCAUCAUAUCUUGUAUCAUAUCGGAGAAUCAUCAUUGGACAUAUCUCAUUAUGCUAGUCACCUAUAUGUGAUUAUAGAUAGUAAAAAAUAUUGCUCAAAAUCUACAAAAAGUAUUCCUAGAUAGAAAUUAAUAUAGAAAGUGGAAAUUCAUUGACGAUGAAGUACAGCACGUUUUUCUUACGGAGAAGGACGCUGAUCCUGAAGGCUGUGUUAAUACUGACAGCGCUGUGGUUCAUGGUAGCGCUGUUGACAACGAAUGGAGCCACGAGGAAUGCUAUUGGCGCUGCGCCCAUCGAGUACGAGGAUGCUGAGGCCAAGCCGUUAAAAAUGGCGAAGCCGACAGCCACUAAGAGAAAAAGUGAAUCAUAUGGAAAUAAUCUGUCUGAUGCACGAACUCGGGUUGAUUGGAUCGGUCGCAUCGCAGGCAUCGAAGGGUUAGGCGUGAUUGCCGCGCCAGGGUCGGAUAAUGCACCCGGCGAGCUCGGGAAACCAGUUGUAUUACCUAAGAAUAUGAGCGAAGAGGCGAAAACUGCGGUCUCCGAAGGGUGGAAAAAGAAUGCGUUCAAUCAGUACGUGAGUGACCUGAUAUCGAUUAGGCGGAAACUACCCGACCCGAGGGAUGAGUGGUGUAAGCAAUCGGGUCGUUAUCUAGAGGACCUGCCGCAGACGUCUGUAGUGAUAUGCUUCCACAACGAAGCCUGGUCCGUACUUCUAAGGACCGUGCAUUCAGUCAUCGAUCGCUCGCCUCCGCACUUAAUAAAGGAGAUAGUACUCGUAGACGAUUUCUCCGAUAUGCCACACCUAAUGCAACAACUGGAUGACUAUAUGUCAUCAUUACCCAAAGUGCGUAUAGUGCGAGCGACGAGACGGGAGGGUUUAAUUCGCGCGAGACUGCUCGGCGCUAGAUACGUUACUGCGCCAGUACUUACUUAUCUGGACAGUCAUUGUGAAUGUACAGAAGGUUGGUUGGAGCCUUUACUUGAUAGGAUUGCUCGGAACAAGACAACUGUGGUAUGUCCUGUAAUUGACGUUAUCGACGACAACACACUGGAGUAUCACUACAGGGACUCGUCGUCUGUCAAUGUCGGUGGUUUCGACUGGAAUCUCCAGUUCAAUUGGCACCCGGUGCCCGCUAAAGAGAGAUCGAGACACAAACACACAGCAGAACCUGUCUGGUCCCCGACCAUGGCAGGAGGCCUGUUCGCGAUUGACAAAGAGUUUUUCGAACGACUCGGUACCUACGACAGCGGUUUCGAUAUAUGGGGCGGAGAGAAUUUAGAAUUAUCUUUCAAAACUUGGAUGUGCGGCGGAACUUUAGAAAUCGUUCCGUGCUCGCACGUAGGUCAUAUAUUCAGAAAACGAUCGCCGUAUAAAUGGCGUACGGGCGUUAAUGUGCUCAAGAAGAAUUCUGUUAGGUUGGCGGAGGUAUGGCUAGACGACUACGCCAAGUAUUAUUAUCAACGAGUAGGUAACGACAAAGGUGAUUAUGGUGACAUUAGCAGCAGAUUGGCGCUACGAGAAAAUCUCGGAUGUAAAUCGUUUGAGUGGUAUUUGAAGAACAUUUACCCCGAGCUAUUUAUUCCCGGCGAGUCUGUAGCGCAUGGAGAGAUGUGGAUUCAAGCACUCGACCGCCGUUACUGCCUUGACGGCGCGGUUCUUGACGAUACUGAAGAGGAACCAGGCGUGUUAAUGUUGCAUACAUGCCAUCGAGGUGGUGGCAACCAGUACUGGAUGUAUUCGAAGAACGGUGAAAUACGUCGUGAUGAAACCUGCCUUGACUAUUCGGGACAUGAUGUUGUCCUCUAUCCGUGUCAUGGUGCCAAGGGCAACCAAUUAUGGCUGUACGACCCCAACACUAAGUUACUAAAACACGGCUCGAGUGAGAAAUGCAUGGCGAUUAACAGGAAUAAAGACAAAAUUGUGAUGGAGUCAUGUAAAGAGGGUGAGUCGCGACAAAUGUGGAACAUGGAGAACUUCAACCCGGACAGACUCAGUCCAGAACUCCUGGGCGAGUAGCCGGAGGCCUAUGACGAGUUGCUAUUCAUAUAAAGACAUUAAAACUUUGUUCUGUGCUUUGUGCUUGACCCCGUUAGGCCUAUUAAGCUAAAUAUAUUUUUUCUUACGACUGCAUAUCGUAUUCUUAGUUGUAACGUGUACAUAUCUACUACAUAUUAGAUUUUAUCUGUCUAGAUAAAUGUCCAGAAUACAGAAAUUUUAUAUUUAUAAAGAAUUUAUUUUGUUUUGUCGUUUCGAAGAUUUAUUAUAGAAAUUAGUUGAACUGAAAUUUGUAUGUGAUUUGGAACGAAGUGAACACAUUUCGUUAUUACAGCGUAUUAAGGAUUUUUAUUAAAACUAUAUCGUAAAUAAUAAAGUCGCAAUUUAUAGUAUUACAUUUUAUUUCUUCAUACACUUAUUAACUGAAUACAAAUUUGAUUAUUUUCAAAUUGUUGAAUUACAUUCCAGUCAGCUAAGCUGGUCUGUAUCUGUCAAAUGGUGUUAACGUUGUGAAAGAAAGCGACGGCUACAUAUCAGUGUUUUAAGAAUUUGUUUGAGUAAUUGGCUAUUUAUACCUAUUAAAUUCAUAAAAAAAACAACAUUCUUUAUUCAUAAAAAUAUAUUUUGCUUGUGCUCAUCUGUCACUCGUCAUCAUAGCAUAAAAUCAAUUUGAGUGAUAUAGACGAGAGCGUGCUGAUUUGCUUUUAUGAACUAGGUGGUUUAUCUUAAACAUUCCUCUUUGUGAUAUCUUAUUUAUAUACUUAAUACUGCCAGUAAUGUAUGAAUUCAGUUAUAUUUAAAUAAGUAUUUUAUAUAUAUUAUAAUGUGCCGUGUUUAUUUCUUUUCGCACCUGAUUGACACAAUAUUCAUCUACGUACUAUAACAUAGUCGUCCUAUUAAAUCUCUAUUGAAAUAUCUAAAAAAAUUGCUAUAAAAUUUACAGCCCAAUUUCUUAACGAAGCCGUAAGCAAUGUUAUGUCAGUGAUAUAUACAAAAUGGCCUAACUUAUAUUACUUAACGAGUCUAGGUAUCGGUCCUGUUUAGAAUUUAUUUGUUAGUGUGAAAUAUUAGCCUAGUGUUUGACAUAUCAUUUUACAAACGCUAAAACAAAUCUGUAAGUUUAGGUCUAUAGUACGUUGUUGAAAACGACUAUCAUAUACAAAAUAUCUUGGUUUUCACGUCUAUGUAUUUGUUUAGAAAUUUUUUUAUUACACAAUUGUAGUUCAUAGAAAAAUUGUUGUAGUAAAUUCAAAAUUGUUGACGUUGUAUAGUUUGUUAGCCAUAACUACUAAUUAAAAGUACUGUUUUAAGUAGCUUUACUCUGUACAUAAUAUGAUAUACGGCAUAAAUGUAUAAAAAUUAAGUUAGGAUGUUAUAAAUGUGCCUUAUAUUUACGUAACGUAUUUCAUGUUAAAUUUCUGUAUAUAAUGACUCUAAAUGUAUCUUGUCGAUAGAUGGCGGUAGUAGUAUUUGUAAAAUAAAGCAUUAUGUUGGAUUUUUA
Messenger RNA from Pieris brassicae (large cabbage white), 3911 nucleotides. It is a transcript of the gene Pgant9, whose product is annotated as putative polypeptide N-acetylgalactosaminyltransferase 9. The coding region runs from base 572 to 2431 and encodes 619 amino acids. The record is from RefSeq and is a predicted model, not a curated record. The transcript is spliced from 14 exons. NCBI's taxonomy places the organism in Eukaryota, Metazoa, Arthropoda, Insecta, Lepidoptera, Pieridae. Gene Ontology annotation, cellular component: Golgi apparatus.